This is a messenger RNA of Leucoraja erinaceus (little skate), 6740 nucleotides long. Its product is annotated as suppressor of tumorigenicity 14 protein-like. The transcript has 19 exons. Gene Ontology annotation, molecular function: protein binding; serine-type endopeptidase activity. Bases 119 to 2725 code for a protein of 868 amino acids. The record is from RefSeq and is a predicted model, not a curated record. Gene Ontology annotation, biological process: proteolysis; acrosome reaction. Lineage: Eukaryota; Metazoa; Chordata; Chondrichthyes; Rajiformes; Rajidae.
CACUCGCCCCAAACCAGGACCUGCCCUCCCUCCGACCCCCACCCCCAUGCGAUGUGAUCUCAAGGAAGAAGUGAUUGUUAUUUUGUGUUGAUUGAGAUAGGUGAACCAGGUACAAACCAUGAGGAGAGAAGGAGCUGAGCGCUACCUGACCCAGACCUGCCAGACUACGACUGUAUCUUCUACACUGACAAAUCCUGCAUUUCUAACCACACCGGACUAUACAACGAUACAGAAUUUUCCCUCGACAUGCCCGACAUUAUGCCAUGGAGCUUUGAAUACAGAUGUCCCAACACACACUGCGAAGCUUUACACACGGCCAGCAACUGGUCUAGAUGAAGCAUAUGUGAAGAGAUGCUGUCUAUCAAAGGUUGUUGUGAUAGUGCUUACAAUGUUGGUCACUUCGGGAGGAGUUGCAGCCAUUCUGUGGUACUUUCUCUAUGAGACUCCAAGUAGUAGAGUUUACUUCAGUGGUUCCAUACGUCUGCUAAAUGUCCUCUUCAGUUCUACGUUAACAGACAGCAAAUCCAAUGAGUUCUUACACUUAGCCAAGCAGGUUGAGGAACCAUUGACUGAGAUAUUUGGAAGAUCACAAUUGACACAAAACGUUAUCAGUGUCAACGUUGUCGCCUUUAGUGAAGGAAGUGUGAUAGCUUACUUUAUGAUUGCAUUCAAUGUGGGUAAAACCAGACUUCUAGAACACCGGCAGUCCCUACUUGCAGAUGAUGUGAUUAAGGUAUUGAGGAAAACAAUUGACUCUAAUACUGCUGCAGUGUUCCUGGGAAACUUACUUAUAGAUGUCAAUUCCAUUGACAUUUAUGAGACAGAACACAACACAUAUUCUCUGUCAUUGGAAGAAGCAUGUCCUAUGACUGAUACGAGAAUCCAGUGGAACCAAUCUAUGCCCUGCCGCUGGCAGAUGAGUGGGCCGGCAAACCACUCACUGCAGAUUGUGAUAAAUAAGUAUUUUAUGAAUGGUGAUUGCAGCAUGAAUUACAUUGCACUUUACGACUCACUGGUGCCUGCAAAGAGAAAGCUAAUCACAAGAAUAUGCUCCAGUGGUGAACAUGUGACUUUACAAUCUCUCACUCUAACAUCAUCAGGGAACGUGAUGCUGGCAGUAUUAUUUUCAGAACCCAAACAUGCAUGUCUACUGGAAGCAGUGGUAUUAUACAUCACGAAAACAACCUGUGGUGGAAAUAUAACUGCUUAUAAUGGAUCCCUGAUCUCUCCAAAUUAUCCCUUUCGAUACCCUCCAAACAUUAACUGUAUCUGGAGAAUCACAGUACCGGAGCCAAACCUUCAAUUCCGUAUCCAGUUUGGACCUCUAAAGCUGGAAGGCAUGCAGCCAGAUUGUGAGAAGGACUGGAUUUCAAUAGACGGUGUACGUUACUGUGGAGAGCACUCCAAGACCUUAGUGGUUCCCAGUGCAUCCAACACCCUGACUGUCCAGUUUCACUCCGAUGUGUCUUCCAGUAACCUGGGAUUUCGUGCUGAAUACAACAGUUUCAACCCUGCAGAUGAAUGCCAAGGAAUGCAUGUUUGUGGAGAUGGAAGGUGCGAGCUCAUGAGUAACAAAUGUGACGGCUGGGUUCAUUGUAAAGAUGGAAGUGAUGAGAUAAACUGUGUGUGUACAGCAGACCAGUUUCGAUGCCAGAAUGAUAUGUGUAAACCCUUAAUUUGGGUCUGUGAUGGAGUUGAUGACUGUGAUGAUAUGAGCGAUGAAUCCAAUUGUGAUUGUCCUGUUGGAUUCUUUGCAUGCCACAAAAAUAAUUGUUUGCCUAUUGCUGCCUUAUGUGACGGAAAUACGGACUGCCUCGAUGGCACUGAUGAGACUAAUUGUGAAAGAACAGAUGUGAAUUGUACUGUCAACACCUACAGAUGUGCUAGCAAUGGAUGUGUUGUCAAACCCAACGCCGAAUGUGAUGGUGUGCAGGAUUGUGUAGAUUUUAGUGAUGAAUCGAAUUGUCAUUGUGGAAACCAACCGUCCAUAAGAAGUCGCAUUGUCAAUGGUAACGACGCAGUGAUUGGAGAAUGGCCUUGGCAAAUCAGCCUCCACUUUGGCACAUUGGGACAUACAUGUGGAGCCACGUUGAUAAAUAAUUGGUGGCUUCUGUCUGCCUCUCACUGCUUCCAAGAUGCGGAGUCAUACAGGUACUCUGACCGACAGUUAUGGAGAGUGUACAUUGGAGCACACUCUCUCGGCUUUACUGACGAUGAUGUGGAAAGGCGACUCAUAAAACGGCUGAUAAUCCAUGAACAAUUUGACAAUGUCACGAUGGAUUAUGACAUUGCAUUGCUUGAACUUUCGUCUUCUGUUAAAUACACCAGUUUCAUCCAGCCCGUGUGUCUUCCUUCACCAUUGCACGUCUUCCCAGCAAACCAGAGAUGUUAUGUCACUGGCUGGGGCUUACUACAAGAAGGCGGUCAUCUCCCUGUAAUCCUUCAAAAAGGUGAAGUUAGAAUCAUUAAUCAAACAACAUGCAAUAACUUUAUGGGAAAUAUACUAACGUCACGAAUGAUGUGUGCAGGGUACCUCACUGGCGAAGUUGAUGCAUGUGAGGGUGAUUCUGGAGGGCCACUGGUUUGUGAAGAACCAUCUGGAAAAUGGUUUCAGGCUGGAAUUGUGAGCUGGGGUCAAGGAUGCGGCCGGUACGGACACCCUGGGGUUUAUACACGCAUCACAAAGUUCCGAGAGUGGAUGCACAGGAAUAUCGGCAACUCUUGAAAAUUGUAACUGUGCAAGGAACAAAUACUUUAAUUUAAUUCAGGCAGUUUUCAAUUUCACUUCUAAUGCUCAUAGCACCACAUCAGUAGAACACUGCAAAGUAUUUACUUACAAGACUUACAGUAGUGACACAGCAGUGAUAGAUUUUACGAUUGGAUGAAAUGAAGAUAGCAUGGUCAUUGUGUUCCUCUUACUGUUUCUGUAAUGGUAGUCAGAUAGAUGAGAGGACAAAGAAUUAACCAGGAUUGCAAUUAGACCAAAACAUUGUCAUGCAUUUAUACUUUACUGCCCCCUUGUACAGCUGAACGUUGUUACAGUCUGCUAGAGAAUGUUUCUGUCAUAAUUCAGCAGUAACAUUUACAACGCAUUUCAUAGGGAAUGUUCUGUAACAAUGCACUUAUACUUCAGGAGUCCAGAGUAUUUAAUUGUCCUAGGUACCGGCCACAGAACAAUUAAAUUCUUACUUGGCCCGUAAAUACGAUAACACACACACAUUUAUAUUGAUCAAUCAUAUAAUCAAUUCAUAAGUUGACCAUAAUAGUGCAAAACUAAAGUCUGUAGUGCAACCAAAGAUACAGUCAAUAGAAGAUCGUAGUUGCUGAGGUUAGUGUUGUGCAGUGUUCAAGAGCCUGAUAGUUGCUGAAUAGAAGCUGUUCUUGAACCUGGAGGUCAAGGAUUAAUUUACACUGACAUUAAUAGAUCUAGUUUCUGUGUCAAGCAGGCAAUAGCCUUUUGCUACAAACUGGAUGAAAUUUCAGAUUGCUUACUCGUGCACAGUGGCAUCAACUUGACUCAUGGUGUCUAAGUGGUCCUUGAUUUCACAUUACAUCAGGUGUAACACUCAUUGGUUUAACACAUCAUGUGUUAUCAGAUGAAGAUGGAGCAGCCCCAUCUGUCAGGGAGCUCUCACCCCACUUUGCUCUGGACUCCAGUUGGACCUACAAACCAGGUUAGAAUUUAAUUCUUAUAAUCGUGAGGUGUUAUAUUUUGGGAGGAGCAGCAAGGUGCAAAUAUAUAUAAUGGUUGGUGAAGCUACAGGUUAUAUAAAGAACAAGGGAAUCUUGAUGCACAUGUCCAAAGAUCCCAACUGGUGGCAGUACCACGACAUAAGGUGGUUAAGAAACCAUGCAACACACUUAACAUCAUUAGCUCUGACAUAGAAUACAAGGGCAGGGAGAGCAAAGUGGAAUUUUCUAAAGCAUAAGACAGUUCAGUAUGUGACUGAGCAUUUCAGUCAUAAGGAGACGCUGGGUCGAUGGGUUGAGGUGGAGAAGACUGGGACGAGAACUGACUGAAACAUACAAAAUUAUGAGGAGCGUGGAUUGGGUUUGGGAAAGCUUUCUCCAUAGCAGAAACGUCUAAAACUAGAGGGCAUACAUCUACGGUAUGAAGUCGGAGGCUUGGAGAGGAUCCGAGGAAGAAUUGUUUAACCCAGAGGGUGGUUGGUGGGUGUUAGAGGCAGAGACUCUCACAAUAUUUAAGUAUCUGGAUGAGUACUUGAAUCCUUGAUGCACAGAAAGGGGCGGACCAAGCGCCGCGAUUAGUGUAGAUGGGUACGAUGAUUGGUAGGGACAUGAUGGGUCGAGGGGCCUAUUUCCAUGCUGUAUGACUGUAACACUAUGGAAAAGUUACCCUUCAGAAGAAAAUAUGUCCCUUGUAUGAUAUCAUCUAAAAAUGUAAUAGAUAUUUGAAAAUUUAAAAGCCACUUAGAUAGGGAUAUGGAAAGGAAAGGUUUAGGGGAUAUGGGCAAAACGCAGGCAAAUGACCAUAGCUUAGAUGGAGCAUCUUCAUCGGCAUAGAUAAAUUGGAUCAAAGGGCCUGUUUCUGUGCUGUACACUCUAAGAGGUAUUUGCUGCAACAACUCCAUCACCUCCCCAUUUACAGGAUUAAUUUUAAAUACCUCAAACAAAGAUGAAAACUGUUUAUGAUUUCUUUUAACUGUAGCAAAUUUAAUGCGUGCAUUUUUGUCUUAAGUUUGCAAAAGUACACACAGGAAGUCUGAUACAAUUAUAUCCAAUUCUGAAUGUAUGGUAAGGAGCUUUACUUUUAUCUGCACAUCCCCAACACCUCUCCACCACAUUGCCAACCACCAACAAUGUCACACAGUUCCAAUCCAACAACGGUCGGCUGGGAUGAUGCAAGGAUAGGGAAGUGGGAUAUGGCCAAACGUUUAAGAAUUGUAAUAUUGGGAAGGUAUCCUGGUCAGUACGGGUGGGUUGAGCCAAAGGGCUUGGCUCCAUGCUGCAUUACUCCAUCACUCUCAUGCAAGUAGGCAUUGCCCAAUUUAAAUCUAAAGCCACAUGUGAUAUUACUUUGGUACCACAUCUCUAUUUUAAGAUAUUGGUUGAGAAAGUCUGAAUUCAGAAGGGGCAACUCCAAGAGUUGAAUCAUGACAUUAGCUUGACAAUGGUUCACUUAUCUCAGCAAAUGCCAGGACUCAAUUAUUUUACCAAUGCCCGAAUCCUGCUCCUGAUCUCUGGCGUCAUGUCUAUUGGCCCUCAAGUGGAAGACAAUUAAAUGUAAAAAGGUUAAAUCGGCCCUAGUGGUUAAAAUCUGAGAAGCAUCAAUAUAACUACAAUUUAUAGUUUCACGUCUGACAAUAUCUUAGGAACCAAUUCAGUGCAAGCUAAGUUAAGCUCUGAUCUAUCAAUAUCACAGUAACACAUCUUUUUUCCUUAAUUUGACCAAUUGUUAAAGGGCCUGUCCCACUGUACGAGGUAAUUCAAGAGUUCUCCCGAAUUUCCCCUGAUUUGAACUCGGAGAAUUACGGUAAUAGCCGCUCAUAGGUACUCGGGGCUCUCGUGGACAUUUUCCAACAUGUUGAAAAAUCUUCAUGAGUCUUCACGAGCUUACCACAUUUCCCGAGUACCUGCCGUUAGCGUUACGAACCACCAAGAGAUGUCCCGAGCUCCGACGUACCCACUACGUACAUUCUACGUGCUUACCACGAGUUUCUUUUUUUUAACUCGGGAGAGCUCUUGAAUUACCUCGUACAGUGGGACAGGCCCUUAAGUCAUUGUCACUAGAACCCUAUAUUAUCAACACAUAAUUUGUAAAGUCCUUUAAAAAAGGGAGCAAAACGUAAAGUGCUGGAGGAACUCAGCAGAUCAAGCAGCACUUGCGGAAGGAAUAGACAGACAAUUUUCCGGGUCGGGACCUUUCUAUCCAUACCCUCCACAGAUGCUGCCAGACUCACUUGUAUUUUGCUUAGGAUUUCAGCGUCUGCAGUGCUUGUGUCUCCUUGAAAACGAGAUCUGUUUUCAUUUUAUACAUAUAUUCUAUGUAAUUACUUUUGGCAACAUUUUAUGAAUUGUAGAAUGUUUUCACAUUAUGUAGUAUAUAACAUGAAUGCCCGAUUGUUAUCUAUAUGAGUGGUUUUGAUUUUUGAGCCAAAUUACUUUUUGUGCAUUGGUACAGUCUUGGUAUCUUGGAGGUAACAUGCCGUUGUACUAACUUUCUACACGGGUGAAUUUAUUCUUGGUUUAGAUUCAGAUAUUGAAGAAAUAAAAUCAAAUAUUUUGAACUUGUUAUACAUAUAAUUUGGCAAGCUGUAACAGAAUAAUAACCUAAUUAAGUAUUGCAAUAAUGUGUUCCAUUGCAAUUCAUAUAACUGCAUAUAAAAGUGUAUAGAUUUGAUGGACCAUGAAGAUGCUAUCCUUUUAAUUCUGGAAUAUAAUGGGGAAAAUAUGAUUACUAGAAUAUUUGUACAAAUUCAAGUUGAAAGUGGUUAGAACAAUAAAUUGAUGUUGAUUUUAUACAUUAAUUUCCUUGUAUUUGCGAUGCUCUUUUCAGUGAGAACAGUUCUUAAAUAUUAGAAGUUAUUGAAAGGAUCACGCUUGUUGCAAUUGCUAAAACAUUUCCAUUCAUCCCCCUCCCCUUAUCAUUCAGCAACCACAAUAUUGUUGGUUUAUUAAUUGUCACAGAUACAGUGAAAAGCUUGUUCUGCGUGUUAUCCAGUCAAGUCAUACACUACACUAGUACAAACUAAUCAUCUUCUGGAACAGCACUUGUUCAC